GUGUAGUCAACACUCGCUCCUUAGUCGCUUGCUGGCUCACGCAAACGUCUCAGCUGCUUGCAAAAGAAGAAGAAGAAAAAAAAAGAGUAGAAACCAGAGAAAAACUGAGCUAUAGGAGAGAAUUAUGCAGGGGAACUGCUAAAAAUAUCUAUCAGUACAGAAGAUCUGUCAUUUUUCCUCUCACGUUUGCUCUAAUUUUUCUUUUUCCAUUCUGCUGUACCCUGGAUACCUGACCGGCAGGAUUAAAAAUGACUUAAAUUUCAAUCAACUGUGGCAGGAGAGAAAGAAAGAGGGAUGAAAAAAGAGGAGUUAGUCCUCUGAAGAGAUUCAGCAGCACACAGCUGGUGAGAACGAGGGAGUGUUAGACAUAGAGAGAAAUCAAGAGAGGGAGGGAAGAGGACCGGAGUCCGAAAGAGAGAGAGAAAGAGGGUCUUGUUUCGCUUUUGAGGAAGCCAGGAGUUGGAUCGCCGUUUCUUGCUGGACUACUCGACUGGAAAUGCUGGAAAAGCAGUCAUCCCACCCUCCCAUCGUCCUGUUUUUCUCUGCGCUUGGGACAUUGUUUUGCCGUGAGGCAUAAAGGCCUCAGAACUGGCAGCUCACUGGAAUUCGACACUGAAAGACGAAUGGGACAAACAACUAAAGAGGUGAAUGCAUGAAAACAACACUAUGAGCAAUUUGGAGGAGAACACAAACAAGAUGCACAUCUGGAUUAAGGAAUAAACAAACCGACAGCAUGUGAGAGAGUGAGAUGAGAAGGUGUUAAAAGGGAAAAUGAGCACAUGAACAUGGGAGAUGGAUGAAAAGGAGCAGGAACAGAAGGUGAGAGGAAGAUAAAAACAGCAGGAUCCUGGAAAAUAGAGGACAAAAACAGCUGGAAAGAGUCAAAAUUGGAAGAAUAUGGUGAGAAUCUUAAAAUGCGUUUAGUGGAAAUGUGAAAUUGCUGGUAGGACCUAAGGCCAAAAUGUUUCACAACAGGAACAUUUUAACUAGGGAAGAGCAUAUCCCAGUGCAUAUCCCAGAUACGAGUGGGAUUGAGAGUCUGACUCAAGUUAAAUCCUCAUGUUUAAAGUGUGUGCAUGGACACAGGAUAAACACAUAAGCACACACAGACAUUCCUCUAAUUUGACAAGGGAUAAACACCUCAGUCUGGAUUAAAACACACCCUAGAACCUUAAAGACAUGCAGACAAACCUGGAAAUGAGCAGCUAAUUGACCUGGAAUCAACACAGACAAUAAAAAGGUCUGUGGAUCACCCUAUCUACCAUGCAAGACUCCCCACCCCUUCAGCCAUUCAGAAAACCACAUCCGUCCCACAUUUUAUGCCAUCCUCACAGGAACACACACUCCCCCUCAUUGUCUUCUCAUCCAUCCAUCCAUCUGAAACUAAAUAUCCUCAAACCCUCUGAAGCAUUUUGUCAACGCUUUCCUCCACUGUGGACAAAGUUCACCAGCAGAAACUCACCCCCAGACACAUCCUCACCGACACUGCCACUGCAAUUACUGCACUGGCUGGCACUAGUCACUUUUGCCUGCUUGCUGCCUGCUCUUUUCAGUCAGAUUCCAGGAGCUGUAGCUGGCGAGACGUGGGGUGUGGUUGCAGCGUGCCCCUUCCAUUGUGUCUGCAGGAAUCUUUCAGAAUCUCUAAGCACACUUUGUGCCGAUAAAGGUCUUCUUUUUGUCCCGCCAAACAUUGACCGCCGAACUGUUGAGCUUCGCCUUGCUGAUAACUUCAUUCGAGAGGUGGGAGGAGUUGACUUUGCCAACAUGACGGGACUGGUGGAUUUGACACUAUCCCGGAAUACCAUCAGUCACAUCCGGCCACUGGCAUUUGCAGAUCUCGAAAGUCUUCGUUCGUUGCACUUAGAUGGCAACCGAAUCUCAGAGCUGGGCCCACGAGACUUAGUAGGCAUGGUAAACCUGCAGCAUCUAAUUCUCAACAAUAACCAGCUCAUCAAUAUCUCCUCCGAGGCCUUCGAUGACUUUUUAUUCACUCUAGAGGACUUGGAUUUAUCCUAUAACAAUCUGCGCAAGGCUCCCUGGGAUGCCAUUCAGAGUAUGGCCAGUCUGCACACUUUGAACCUAGAUCACAAUCUCAUUGACCAGAUUGCUGAGGGGUCUUUUAGUGAGCUCUACAAAUUAGCCCGAUUGGACAUGACCUCCAAUCGGCUAAAGACUUUACCACCCGAUCCAUUGUUCGCUCGCUCCCAGACAGGGGUCAUCAGCCCUACACCCUACAAUGCCAUAAUCAACUUAAAUUUCGGGGGUAACCCAUUACACUGCAACUGUGAACUGCUUUGGUUGAGGAGGCUGAUCCGCAGUGAUGAUAUGGAAACAUGUGCUACACCCCUUCAUUUAGCGGGACGUUACUUCUGGUCUAUCCCUGAGGAGGAAUUUGCUUGUGAGCCUCCGCUAAUUACCCGACAUACACACAAACUCUGGGUUUUGGAGGGUCAAAGGGCAACACUCAAAUGUCGUGCUAUUGGUGAUCCAGAGCCAGUGGUGCACUGGGUCUCACCAGAUGACCGCAUCAUUGGCAAUUCCAGUCGUACCACAUCUUUCCGAAAUGGCACUCUUGAGCUACAUGUGACUAUUGCUCGUGAUGAUGGUACGUACACUUGUAUUGCUAUCAAUGCUGCAGGUGAGGCCACCUCACUUGUUGACCUGAAGGUUAUUCCCCUCCCUCAUCGUGGAAAUGGAACGGUAUUGUUAGCUCGUGACCCAGGAUCAUCAGACAUCACCAGAGGGAAGACUUCCAGUGGGCAAAGCUCUGGUCUGGACACUAACAGUGACCCCCAGGAGGGACAGGAGGAGGGUCAGGCAGAGAGUGAGGAUGUGGUUAGCGAAGGGAUUGAGGAGCAGAUGGUGGGAGUACAAGGAGUGACCUCCACCUCAGCACAAGUGAGAUGGGAUAAAGGUCAACUGAUGGGAGCCAGCCUGGUGUGGAUGUAUCAAAUACAGUAUAACUGCACUGCUGAUGAGACACUAAUUUACAGGAUUCUGCCCCCCACAAGUGACAGCUUUCUACUGAAAAACCUGGUCUCUGGCUCAGACUACAAUUUGUGCGUGCUAGCUAUUUUUGAUGACACAGUCACUUCCAUGGCCGCCACAAAGGUCCUUGGUUGCACCCAGUUUAGCACCAAGGACAAUUACCCAGACUGCCGUUCACUUCAAGCCCACUUCCUUGGCGGGACUCUAACAAUUCUGGUUGGUGGAGUUGUUGUAGUAACACUGUUGGUGUUUACCGUGGCACUGAUGGUACGUCACCGUGUGUGCAGUAACCAUGACAAUCAUCAUGAAAUUGGUGAGGAGGUGGGUUGCUCAGGAACAGACUCCCCGCCUCUUCCUGCCAAGGGAGCCGAUGUCUUUUCUCAGAGUAAUGGAAAUGGGAAUGUGAUGAUGGUGGUGCUGCCCAAUGUGCUUGUUCAAAAACGAAAAGUUGCAGAGAGAGGGUUGGGGUCACCCCCCAAACCAACUUCCAAAGUGAAACCAAAAACCCUCCCAAAGCCCAAGGUGAAUCUGGAACAGUUCAGGGCAGGACUUGAAGUGGAGAUGCGGUCUGUCAGGCCUCUUCCUCCAUACAUGCUGGAGAAAGAGCAAAUGUCUUUGUAUUAUACCCCCAGUAAUCAUUCCCCCUCCACACUGCCACGGCCAUCACAUCAAUUAGGAGCGAAACUGCUCAAACUGCACCCUACAAAUAUGGAUACAAAUAAACGGGCAAGUUUAAGCUUGGCUCCGCCCCCUACGUACAGUCGUGACAGGCGGUUCAGCACAGGAGGGAGCAUUGUAGUCCGUCGGGGAGGGCCAGAGAGCCAGUGGAAUUCCUCACUGGCCUAUCAGAGCCCUGUGUUGUCCCGCGAGAGUCCUCCUCACAGCGCCCUGCGCUACAAGAGAAGCUCAUCAUUUGAUAUGGGUGAAAUUGCCACAACAGCCUGCUAUAGUUAUGCCAAGAGACUCAGUGUUAUCUGGACCAAACGGAGCCAGUCGUUACAUGGCAUGCUUGUCCAGUGCACUUCAGCAACAAGCACCUCAACAACCAGCAGCGGCAGCGAAGAUUUCCACAUGCAGCAUGCACGCGGGCACAUCCGUGCCUACAAUGCCACCAACUCAAAUUCCAACCCUCCGAAAGUGGAGGUUACAACAAAUUCAAAGAACCAGUGGCUGAAGGAUAAAGAAAAGGACAAAGAAAAGGAAGAAGAACUUGAGGAGAGUGUGGUGUAGGUAAAGAUAAAAAAGAUAAAUGAAGAGACAGGCUGUUAGGACCAAAAAAGAUGGAUGCAGAAGGAUUCAAAGAGAAACCGGUUUAAAGGAAAGCUGAAAAUGUGGUAAAGUUACUGUAUAAGACUGUAUAACAAAAAAACUCAACAAAAACAAACAUAAGCUGGUUUGGUGACCUUAGCUUUUCUCUGGUUUGGUAAUGGUGAUCUGGUUUGCUGGUUUUAGAUGGGUUUGGGGUACUUGCCAGUCGGACAGCCUGUGACACCAGCAAAACCAGCUGAAGACCAGCUUGAUUAGGCUGAGAGACCAGAUUUGUCAGAUUUGUCUUUUGCUAGAUUUGUCAUAGGAUGGUUUUAGACUGACUUUUCAGAAGGAAAGUUGUUGAAGAUCUCAUAUAAUAUUGAUGAAUCAUUCCAGAAGGUACAAAAAACGGCAGCAUUGGUUUAGGCAGCAGAUAUAAAAGUCAAGACUUCUAAAAAACAUACAAAAAGUCUGUUUUUUCAGUGAAUUUUGGAGAACCACAAACUAAAUUUCAUUUUAAAACGCAGUCAAUGUAAACAAAAAAGCACAUCACUAAAUAAAAGCAGGCCGACAGAAACAGUGAUUACAGUACUAACUCAUGUGGACCUUGGGGAAAUAUGAUGGUUCAUUUUACUGUGGCCACGUGCAUUGCAGGGAAAAGGCCAGCAAGUGGACAUGCCGACUCAUGCACAAUCGAUUGGAGGAGAUCAAUUGAUAACCGCAACAGUGGUAUUACAGCAAAUGUGGAAUGCAGAGGAUGCAAACUGCAAGGAAAGUGAAAGUGUACAAACUGAACAAUGGUGGCAUGAUUUGGAACACUUUUAAAACAUGAAUGGGCAUUGACUGACAAUUGAUAUUUUGAGCGUGUAUGUGUGUAUGUGUUUGUAAGUGUGUAGGUGAGUGGGUGGAUUAAUGCACAUACACAAAAAAAAGAAUCAAAAAUAAUUUUAUGACACCACUGGAUCUACUGUAUCAUGUGACCACCACUAUCCAGUACAGGAUAUGUGUUCUGUGACAAUUAUGUCGGACGCUGGACUAUUAUAGAAGGAAAAAAUUCAUUUUAAAAAAUGCCAUUCCAAAACCACAGAAUCAACGAAUAAAUUCUGUUUUAAAAUAUGCUUUGUUUGGAGAAAUGGAAGAAAAGGACACUAAUGAGUUGUUUUGCCAGAAAUUUUUCUUUUUAUUUUUCAUGAAAUAUACUAGCAGUGAAAAACAAAGUUAAGUUUUUUUUUUUUUUUUUUUGGCGUAAACAACUGAGUAUAGAAAUAAAGAUUGAAAUAAGGGAACCACCUAUAUUAAUAACCAUUUUAAUAUCUGGGUGUUACUGUAUCUUAUUUUGCCAAAGUAAACAUUGUUGCCUUGAUUUUAUAUCCUUAAAGGAAUAAUCAGAGGUCAUUACAAGUUAAGCUUAAUCGACUGCACACAUGACAUUAUGUUGAUUACCACAAAAAAACUCAAUUUCAGCUCAUCAAAAACAAAUCUGUGAAGCACUUUCAAUGGAAAUGAAUGGUGCAAACUGUAAAUGUUAUAUUGUUGCAGUAUGUAAACAAUAUGUGUCUAAACAUAAUUUCAGUGUGCAAAAGUUACACUACCAUUCAAAUGUUUUUAGUCAGUUAUUUAUUUAUUUAGUUUUGUUUUAAUUCAGCAAGGUUUCAAUAAAUUGAUCAAAAGUGACAGUAAAUUCAGCUUUGCCAUUACAGGAUAUUAAAACAGAAAAUUAGAUAUAUUUUAUGGUAAUCGGAAUUAUGCCAUAAAUGCUGUAGACUGAGCUUACCUUGUAUUGAACCCAGAAGCUUCAUUUAAAAAUAAAAAAGGGACAGAAUACAGCACUGUUAAGAUUUUUAAUUUAAGGUAAGGUAAGGUUACUUUUUAAGUAAGAUACGUUUUUUCCCCUUGUUUUGCUGCCAUAAAAAGAGGGCAGGAGACUUGUUUGCUUAAUUACUCUCCCUCUUUUCCAUUGUUAUGUCCUGUCUAUCUGCAGUUUGGGAAAGUUGCUGAGGAAGGGCAGAAUGUGAGGCUGAGAUAAAGACAGGGAAAGAGACAGAUUGAGGGAAAGAGAUAGGACUGACGGCACUGUCUGAAAGAGUGCUGAUGCGGGACACACAGAGAGAGGAAGAGCUAAAGUGAGUGAGCACAAUGGACAGAGCUGGAGAAAAAGAGAGAGGACAUUGUGUCUGUAAUGUGCACAUUAGCAGUAUUUUUGUUAUGUGAGUACUUUGCCAGAAUUUAUCUCAUUGCCAAUAAACCCCAUUUAAGAAUAGCUUAGGUGAAAGGAGGGGGAGAAGAUGAGUUGAGCUGUGUAUGUGUGUGUGUGUGCAUGGAUGGAUGUAUGAUUGCACAGAUACUGUGUACAUCUCUGCCUUCUGUAUUUACCCACAGCAGCAGACAGGCUUACAGAAGGUUCUGUACAGGUUUGUAGUGACAUAAUGUUGAAUAAAUUAUGACUUUUCAUUUUUGGGAGAACUAACCCAAUAAAUGCCUUUCUUUUGACCUAAUUUUACACAGAAAAACAACAGCAACAACAACAACAACAACAACAACAACAACAACAACAACAACAACAACAGAGUGAAUGGCCAUAACCCCAGUGAUCUGUGUUACAUAAUCAGAUCCCAGUGGUCCAUAUCAUUUGAGAAGAUUAAAGUUGGCUCAGUGCAUAUUGUGGCCAUGCAUGACAGUCUAUUUGUCUGAAAGAGAUGGGCCAAAAAGAGAUGAGAAAAUGUGCUAUUUCUCACCCAGUUCCAGUGUGUGGGUGUGUGUGUGUGUGUGUGUGUGUGUGUGUGUGUGUGUGUGAUGUAGCCUAAAAUAAAGGACAUCCAGCUCUACUUUACCUGCCUGCAGCAAAUUCUGGCCCAAUUUGACUAAUUAAAACCAGUUUGAUUGAUGUAUUCACACAUACACAGUUUGUUCUUACAAUGUUUCUGCACUCAGCCAAAUCACACAGAUAAACUGGUUCAUCUCUAAUAGGGUGGCUACAGAAUGGCCAAGAAUGAACUUGUCAUCCAGGGCAGUCUAAUAAGGGAAACAUAACUAUAGCGAUUUAUAGCCUUGCACCACCAAAACGUCACUCUGGUGACACUUCCACCUAAUUUCAGAUGAUUCCUUUAGGCCUCUGAAUAUCACAUGUUUGAGUGAAUCAAAACACGAAAGCCAAACCCCAACCUCACCAGCCUGUCAAGCACUUAGUAGGGCAACUUUUGCCAAUGUGCAGAUAAUCUUAGUUGCAUCACUGUCUGAAUUACAUACCCAGGGCAAAAUAGGCAGAUAUAAUCAAGAUUUAAUCAAGAAGGACAAAAACAGCAUUAUGUACUAAAAACAGUCUGUAUGACUUGUGCACUUUAUUCCAAGUCAUCAAAAGCCAAGUGGAUGCCAAGUUUGAGUGACAGACCAAGCCAUUUUUGUUUAAUUGUAAGGAAAAAGCAGAUUGAUCUCCUUUUGUGAAGACAGAAAUCACGAGUUUGAAACAUCAUAAACAUCAUAAGAGUAAUAUGCCAUUUUAAUUUUGGGGUGAACAAGUCUGUAAAAAAUGAUGUACUGUAUAUCAGUGACAAUGCAACUGAUAAUGGCACAAGGGUUACAUAUUGAUCAGUAUGGAUAUAUGUUGCUAGAAUGAUGUUGGAAAGAUUUUCUUCUGUUUGAAGAAUUUCAAAGAUCGCGC
This is a messenger RNA of Cyprinus carpio (common carp), 7894 nucleotides long. RefSeq names its product leucine-rich repeat and fibronectin type-III domain-containing protein 4-like. Lineage: Eukaryota; Metazoa; Chordata; Actinopteri; Cypriniformes; Cyprinidae. Gene Ontology annotation, molecular function: protein binding. The record is from RefSeq and is a predicted model, not a curated record.